UGAAAACGCUGGGCAGACGGACUGAGUGUUGCGGCGGCGUGAUUUAAUCCAGUGAUCGUGUAUAAUGGCUGCGAUCAGAAAGAAGCUGGUGGUGGUCGGGGACGGCGCGUGCGGCAAGACGUGUCUCCUGAUCGUGUUCAGUAAGGACGAGUUCCCUGAGGUCUACGUGCCCACGGUGUUUGAGAACUACGUGGCGGACAUCGAGGUGGACAGCAAGCAGGUGGAGCUGGCACUGUGGGACACGGCCGGCCAGGAGGACUACGACCGGCUGCGACCCCUGUCCUAUCCGGACACAGACGUCAUCCUUAUGUGUUUCUCUGUGGACAGCCCUGACUCACUGGAAAACAUCCCUGAGAAGUGGGUUCCCGAGGUCAAGCACUUCUGUCCUAACGUUCCUAUCAUAUUAGUGGCCAACAAGAAGGAUCUGCGCAAUGAUGAGAAUGUGCGCAAUGAGCUGGCACGGAUGAAGCAGGAGCCGGUGAAGGGCGAGGACGGGCGCGCCAUGGCUGUGCGCAUCGGUGCCUACGACUACCUCGAGUGUUCAGCUAAGACUAAAGAAGGCGUCCGGGAGGUGUUCGAGACAGCCACCCGAGCCGCGCUGCAGAAAAGAACGACGCCCGCGCCGGGAUGUGGUCAGUGCUGCAAGCUGCUCUGAACUGCUCUGGCUAAACUGAACUCUUCUCAGAACACUGACCGAUCACGACGCGUCCUGCUCCGGCGCUACACGAACGCACACGCAGAACAGUAGCUGUGGCUGUAAAAAUGGGCGCGUCUCCUGUUUGUGAAGUAUUGAGUCCCUCUAAAGCCCACUGACAGGGAGACGGGACACUGAUUUGCCCCCUUUGCUCGUUGCAUUAUGGGAUCAGACGGCUGGGGGUCGAUGGCAAACUUACUGGUCUGCUGCAAGUCCGACAAUGCGGUUUACAGCUUUGAGCAACCUUCUUAGACAUUUAUAGGGUCAAAAUUUGAUGCCUUGGGUUUUCUUGCUCCCAGGCAUGACUAGAAAGAUCUUGAAAGUGUUGCUUACACUGAAACUGAUGCCACACAGACCUGCAAAAGCUUGAAAUACAUGAGGAUGGAUGGAUGGAUGGAGUUGGGGAUGUGGGUGGUCAGGGCUCGGGGCUGUUUCAUUGUGCUUUGCUCAAAAUUCAACUUGCUUUUAAAUCACAGCCAGUGAAGUGUGUGUGUGUGUGUGUGUGUGUGUGUGUGUGUGUGUGUGUGUGUAAAAUUAGUGCAUUAAAAUGUUCCCAUACAGAUCUCUCAUUCUCACACACACACACUUUUUUUUUUUUUUUGCACUGGGUUACAAUGCAGUCCAAAUGUACAUAAGGUUUAAAUUAUUCUUUUUGCUAAUCUUCUGAGGUUUUCAAUGCCAGGUCUAUCUACCAUGAGCAGUAUAAUCAACUGCACUGAAAGAAAUUGCCGUUUGUUGUCUGAAAAGUGUUCGAUACCACCGAAGAGGCACACAGCUUAAGACAAGAUUUACAAUAAAUGCUUCCCCCACACACACACUUCUUAAUGUCUGUGGUACUUUUAAAGUUUGUUUUAAAAUUAUGUUCAUGGUUCAUAUAGUAAGCUACCAAGUUUACAUAAACCCAGCAAGUAUUUGACAUGAAUGAAUGUUUUACAGGAAAUUAAAAAAAAUAUUAAAUGUGUCAUGUGUGUAUAUAUAAGUGUGUCUUGUGUUUAUGUUGACAGAAGCCUUCAGGCUUCAGUGGUUGUGUGUAGUGUAUUUUUUUUUUUUUUAAAUCUUGUGGCUUUAACUGUAUAACUGGUUUUACAGUAAUAAAAAUUGAAAUAAAACAAGA
Neoarius graeffei (lesser salmon catfish) is the source of this 1808-nucleotide messenger RNA. Its product is annotated as rho-related GTP-binding protein RhoB. The record is from RefSeq and is a predicted model, not a curated record. Gene Ontology annotation, biological process: small GTPase-mediated signal transduction. Lineage: Eukaryota; Metazoa; Chordata; Actinopteri; Siluriformes; Ariidae. Gene Ontology annotation, molecular function: GTPase activity; GTP binding. The coding region runs from base 65 to 655 and encodes 196 amino acids. The transcript has a single exon.